AUGGCAACAAAGAGGGGGCAUAACCCUCCUAAGUUUAAGGGCAAGUUCGACCCUGAGGAAGCCCAGAGGUGGUUGGCUGAUGUGGAGAAGAUAUUCCAUCCCAUGGGGUGUAGGGAAGAGCACAAGGUGAACUAUGCCACCUACAUGCUGUGUGGGGAGGCAGAAGACUGGUGGAGGUUUGCCAGUCAGAUGUUGCCACAAGAGGGUGACUAUAUUCAGUGGGAAGCAUUUAAGGCGAGCUUUCUGAGGAAUUACUUUCAUCGAGACUUGAAGAAGCAGAAGGCUUGGGAGUUCCUUGAGCUGAAGCAAGGGAGUGUGACAGGGGAACAUGAAGAUGGAAAGGAAGAUAUGUGUACUCAGUUUGAGCAUGGGCUGAGGCUAGAGAUUUGUGCUGCUAUCAACGUGUUUCAGCUGACUAACUUGCCUACCUUGGUGAGCAAGUGUCGAAUCUUCGAAGCCAAUUCUAAAGACAAGACUGUGGACACCAGGGGGAAUGGUCCAAUGAGGCAAGACAGAAGACCCCAUAGAUUCUCUAAGGGGUCGUAUUCGAGCUCCAGCCACUUACAGUCCAAAGGGACUUCAUCUCAGGAAAGGAGCAGUGAGAGUGGCUCAGGACCAGACUCUUUCAAAGGGUCGAUUAAGUACUUUAAGUGUGGAGGGCCACACAUGCUGAGAGAUUACCCACAGCCACAAACCAACUGUGGCAACUGCGAGAAGCUAGGGCACACUGCUAAUAUGUGCUGGGCUGCUAAGAGAAGCGGUAGUGCAAGCACAACCCAGAGGCCUGAAUCAAGAGGGAGCACGAGGCCAAGUACAGGGCCAAAGCCAAGUAUUCCUGGGAAAGUCUUUGUCACGAGUGGGGCAGAAGCUUCACAAUAUGAGGAACUUAUCAGAGUUUAA
Molecule: messenger RNA, 900 nt
Organism: Abrus precatorius (Indian licorice)
Lineage: Eukaryota; Viridiplantae; Streptophyta; Magnoliopsida; Fabales; Fabaceae
Exons: 3
Coding region: 1-900 (299 amino acids)
Source: RefSeq, a predicted model, not a curated record